Molecule: messenger RNA, 3183 nt
Organism: Rotaria sp. Silwood1
Lineage: Eukaryota; Metazoa; Rotifera; Eurotatoria; Philodinida; Philodinidae
Source: the annotation of a GenBank genome assembly
AUGGAUUCCACAAGUGACAGUUUAAAAACUCUUCCAACAUCUGAUCCAUUAAUAACAUCGAAAAAUAAUCAUAUUAAAAGAACGAAUACAUUAUUGAGCAAAACAUUACACACGGAACACGAUGUACAAAAUUUAAAUAAAUUUUUUUCAAAUAGUCAAGCAAAUUUUCCAUCAGAUGAUUUCUUAUCACAAACACAAUUUGAUGUAACACCUGAAAUAAUAAAUCAACUUAAUCAAAAUCAAUCAAGUUUGCCACGUCGUCAACGUGUUAAAUGGGUUACAUGCCAUACAUCAUUGCAUAAUUCAUUAAAUUUUCAAACAACUUCAUUAAAUGAUUUUCAAACAAGAUCCAUGACUGAUACAAAUAUAAAACACGAUACUCAAAUAAAUCCAGCUGUUUCAAUACCUAAUAUAACAACAAAAGAAUUUGAUGAUGAAUAUCAAAAUUAUAUUGAAAAAAUUUAUCAAGAAGAUAUGGAUCAAACAUUAAAAUAUACAAAUACAUUUGUUUUAACAUCAGAAGAUGAAGAAGAAGAUAAUAAUAUUAUUAUUAUGAGUGAAGAUAAUGAUCAAGAACUAUUAGAUAAUAUAAAAAAUUUUGCUGAUCAAGAAAGUCAAGCUGUCUUAGUGGAAUCAAAAUCAAAGAAAAAACCUAAAUCUCCUCGUCGUAGAAAAACAAAAUCAAGUCCAAGGCGUGCGAAACAAACAAAUGCUUUACCAAAUUCACCAUCAAUGUUAUUAUCAUCAGCAUCACCAAAUCAAGUAACUCCAAAUAGUGAUUUAACAACAUUAACAACUCCAAUAAAAGUAUCAGCAUCAGUUGCAAAAGCCGAAGAAAAUAAUGGAGUUAAAAGUUUAAUAACAGUAGAUACAAGUAAAGCACGAUCAAAUCUUCAAGUUGUUCGUUUAUGUUUACGAGAACUUGGAUGGAAAGAAUGUUCACAUAGUACAACUCUUGAUUCCGAUAUUUAUUGGCAUUCAUCAUCAUUUCAUGAAGGUAAUACAAAUUUUACAUUUAGUUCCGGACGUAUUAAUAAAUUUCCUGGUAUGAGUGAUCUAUUACGUAAAGUUCAUUUAACUCGUCUCUUAAAUAAUAUGAGAUUAUUAUUUCCAAAUGAUUAUGAUUUUUAUCCUAAAACAUGGUUUCUUCCUGAACAAAGUCAACAAUUUAAAGAUGAUGUACGUUAUAUACAUCAAUUAGAUAAAAAACAUAAUCGUUCAUUAACGACAUUUAUUGUUAAACCAUCAGAUGGUUCACAAGGUGAAGGUAUUUAUUUACUUCGAGAUCCAUCUCAUAUUAUGACCACUAAUCGUCCACAUGUUAUUCAAGAAUAUAUUGAUAAACCAUUAUUAAUAAAUGGUCUUAAAUUUGAUUUACGUAUUUAUGUUCUUAUACUUAAUUUAUAUCCGUUAGAAAUUUAUCUAUAUGAUGAAGGACUUGCUCGUUUUGCUACAGUUGAUUAUAAAGCUCCAUCAAGUGAAAAUCUUCAUGAAACAUUUAUGCAUUUAACAAAUUAUUCUUUAAAUAAACGAAGUGCUAGUUACAAACAUCCUGUCGAUGAUAAACAAAUGGAUGGUAGUAAACGUAAAUUAAGUCUUGUUUGGAAACAACUAUGUGAGAUGUUUAGUAAAGAGAAAGUCGAACGAACAAAAAGUUUAAUAGUAGAAAUGAUUAAUAAAACAAUAUUAGCUAUUUUACCUGAACUUCGUGUUACAUAUGAAUUUGAAUUACCAUUAGGAAAAAAACAAAAUCUAUCUUGUUUUCAGAUUAUUGGUUUUGAUGUAAUACUUAAUGAUCACUUAAAACCAAUUUUACUUGAAGUCAAUUCAAAUCCUUCACUUAGAAUUGACUUCGAUAAAAAUGAAGCAGGAAGAAUUGUAUAUCAACCAAGUCCAAUCGAUGAAGAAAUUAAAAAACCUUUAGUUCUUGAAACUCUCAAAAUGGCAUUACCUAAAAAAAAGUUAGAUACAAUUACACGUCAUGCUCAAAUUCAAGCUAAUGAUGAAAUCAUGGCUCAACGUGUUGAAAAAGUAGCACAACGUCGUGUUGAAGAACGAAAUGAAAAAAUAAAGAGUGCACGAAAAACUCGUUUUGAUAUGAAAUUAAAUCCAUUUUUUUCACGACCAUUAGACAGUAUAGCAAAAGAAUUUGUUCGUCACCAACACGGACAACAACAAUUUGAACAACAGAAACUUCAUAACGCUACUCCAACACGUCCAAUUGUUUUAUCUCAAUCACAUGAAGAUUUAACAGCAUAUACAUUUAUUAAUCAUAAUCAUCAUCAUGAACCGAUCAAAUCCUAUAGAAAAAUUAUUAAAAAAUCCAAACAAUAUCGUUAUUCUACUGAUGAUGAAGAUGAUGAUGAAAGUGCUUCACCACCAACAACAACAGUAAGUGAUAAUCAUCCAUCAACAGCUACAAGACAUUCUUCGAUUAAAUCUCCAUUAAAUCGUUCGGGAACAACCAUAGAUGCAGCUAUGAUUAAAUCAAUAAAUACAUUAAAACUUAUUUUUCCAUCGGAUCAUCACAAAUCAAAAUAUCGACAAUUAUUUUUAGUUGAUAAUAUAGCUUAUAUUUAUAUUCAUCUUGUUGUUACGUUAGGAUAUAAAACAAUGACUGGUGGACAAUUUCGUAGUUUUGCUAAUAUAUGUGGAAUUAUUAAUGAAACAAUAACAGCACCAUCAAUUGAUAUACUUUAUUAUCAAAUACUUAGAAAAUGGCAACAAUUUGUUGCAAGAACAACUUUAACAGGAUUACCAUUUGCAGCAUUUAUUGAAGCAUUUUUUCUUUUAUCACAACGAAAAUUUCCCAAUGCUCAGAAUUUAUUUGAUAGUGUUGAUCAAUUAUUAAAUAUUUGUAUUCGUCAUUUAACUUCUGCUUUACAACGUCCAACAUCUCCAUUAAUUCAUCAAUCAAAUCAAUAUCUUCUUCAUCGUUCUGCUAGAAAUCAUAAUACACCAAAUUCUUCAUUAGUAAAUAUGCGUUCAAGUGUUGGCUUGGUUCGUUCACCAACAUCUACAUCAAUGCAUCGUACUAUGAUUGUACCAGCAUCUGCUCCAGCUCCACGAAAUCAUAAUCAUCAAAAUAAUUCAUCAACGAAAUCUAUUGAUGAUAAAAUCAAACAAAAUGCAACAAAACAAUCAACAAAAAGUGUUUUUCCUCUCUUUUUUGAUGUUCUAUAA